Molecule: messenger RNA, 1857 nt
Organism: Prorocentrum cordatum
Lineage: Eukaryota; Dinophyceae; Prorocentrales; Prorocentraceae
Source: the annotation of a GenBank genome assembly
AGCCACUUUGGCUCACGGGAUGCGGCAGCGCCGGGCCCGCACUGCAGCUCGGGCGGCGCCGGCCGCGAGGGAUGGGGACGCUCGUCGGCGACGGGCGCUUCCGGCUCGGCGCGCAGGCCAUCAAGUGCAGGCGUAGGUGCUGGGUGCACGAGGGUACGGACCGAGCUACGGGGAAGCCCGUGGCCAUCAAGCUGGAGAGCGACUCCGCCCGCAUCGACCAGCUGCCCCGCGAGAGGAGGGCGUACCAGGCUCUCGCCAGCGUCGCGGGCGUCCCACGGCUUCUCUGGAGCGGCAAGGGGGAAGGGGUCAGCAUCGCAGUCGUCGAGCGAUACGGUCCGUCGCUCAAGACACUCUUCCACCACUGCCGCAGCCGCUUCACGAGCAGGGUCAUCGCAGACAUUGCUGUCCAGGCGUUCGGAAUCCUCGAGCGUAUACACGCGAAGGGCUACAUUCAUAGAGAUGUCCGCCCCGAGACGCUGCAGGUUGGUCUGGACUCCAAUCUGAACCAGCUGCACGCGAUCGGUCUCACGACCGCGAAGAAAUAUUGGCACGCCAAGUCCGAACAGCACGUCCCACAGUCAGAGGAGAAGGCCAUGAUGUGGAACCCAAUCUUUGCCAGCAUCAACGCACAUUUUGGCAGGGUGCUCAGUCGGCGGGACGACCUCGAGUCGGUAGGCUACAUGAUUGCGUAUUUCUUCCGCGGCGGGCUCCCGUGGCAAGACAUCCCGCAGUCGAUGGCAGACAGGCACGCGAGGAUCCUCGAGGGGAAGCAGCGCAUGACCGUGGAGGAGCUGUGCGAGGGGUGCCCUCCGCAGAUGGCGGUCUACAUAGCGUACUGCAGGGCCCUGCGCUUCGACCAGCGGCCGGACUACGCCUACCUGCAGUCGCUGCUGCGGGCCCUGGACCCGGCGCCGGCGAACGACUGGCCGACCCACAGCUUCGAGCACGACUGGACGGUCCGGCCCGCCCUCUCCGCGGGCGAGGACUGCGCCGAGGAGCUGCCGGGCGACGCGGCGGGCGAGGGGCGGGCGCUGGCCGCGGCGCCGGCCGAGGGCUGAGCGCUCCGCCUCGGCGCGGCCCCGGCGCGGCUCCGCCCGCCCGCUCGGGCCCGCCUGUGCGGCACCCCUCGGGGUCGCAGCGCGGCGAGGUGCGCCGCGGCAGCGGCGGUCAGGCCCGCCCUGCGCCCCAAGCGGCACAGUCGAGCUUGACGAGUGCGGUCGGGCCGAGGCAGAAGGUCGAGGGUCUUGCGCCCUCUCGCGCGUCCUGCCCCGUCGAGCUCGACCGGUGAGGCGGCCGCGCUCCGCCUCGGCGCGCCUCGGGGAGGGCGCAUGCCCGGCCCCGCGGCUCCGCCGCCCGGGGCGUCGCGGCGCGUGCAGGUCGCGGGCGCCUCGGUCGCCUGGCCAGAGCGGGGGCGCCCGCGGGUCCGAGAAAUCCGCGCAGGCCUCAGAGCUGUUGUGCUGGUGCCACUCUUCGCUCCCCCGGGGAGGGCUGGCCCAGGCACGGGCCCCACUCGCCCAUGGGCCUCCGGGCGGGGCCCGGGUGCUGCACCCUCUCGGGGGGCACGCGGCCCUGCCAGAUCGAGGGCCUGCCGUCGACCUGCAUCGGCGACGCAUCGCCGGCUCCAGGGCAACGGUUCCCUCCCUGAGGCCAGCCCUCCCCCCCCUUUUGCCCACAGGGGGCCCCGCCUGGAGUUAUUCGAUGCCCGCGUUGGCGAGCGGCCGGAGCAUCGGCCGCACGGGCCAGGUGGCGCCACUGUCUCGAGGCGUCACAACGACCCCUUGAUCGGUGGAGCUGAGGUUGGCAGCCUCGGCCCGGUAAAUUCAUGUAGUGCGCCGCGAUCAGAAAGUGGAGGGGGAG